Messenger RNA from Acanthamoeba castellanii str. Neff, 276 nucleotides. RefSeq lists its product as uncharacterized. The transcript has a single exon. The record is from RefSeq and is a predicted model, not a curated record. Lineage: Eukaryota; Discosea; Longamoebia; Acanthamoebidae. The coding region runs from base 1 to 276 and encodes 91 amino acids.
AUGAGGACACCCAGGACUUUUGGAUUGGUAAGAUCAUCAGUGUCCUUCAAAAGAGGCUCAACAUCCACUGGUGGAACUUUGGCCAUGGGCGCUUGGCUGACCAUGGCACUGAGGGAACUGUCCCAAUGGGGUCUGUUCUGGCAUGUGGCUUCACCUUCUGUACAAACACUGGAGUCCCACUGCCCACACUCCAAGAGAUCUUCAGACACCUGUAAAAUAAAAACUCCUCCUUUCUUCUAUAUACACUUCCUUGACAUCAUUUUGUUUAUUACAUGA